Botrytis cinerea B05.10 is the source of this 3132-nucleotide messenger RNA. RefSeq lists its product as hypothetical. Gene Ontology annotation, biological process: protein deubiquitination. The transcript is spliced from 4 exons. Gene Ontology annotation, molecular function: cysteine-type deubiquitinase activity; cysteine-type endopeptidase activity. NCBI's taxonomy places the organism in Eukaryota, Fungi, Ascomycota, Leotiomycetes, Helotiales, Sclerotiniaceae. The coding region runs from base 640 to 2706 and encodes 688 amino acids. Gene Ontology annotation, cellular component: cytosol; nucleus. The record is from RefSeq and is a predicted model, not a curated record.
GCUUUUUCGAGAAAAAAAAUUAUGCUCUUCUGCAAUUCACACCACACGUCCACCGCGCUCCGACGUGAACGAAGAUACAACAACAACGAUACAUCUUUAUUGUAUUGCAGAGAGUCCAAUUGAAAGAUCCUGCAUAGUGAAUAUUUCACACAACAAAAUAAAACCACGCCGACCGCAAUUGUCCCGCGAACGAGACACAAUUCUAUGCUCCGGACUCGAUGUACAGUUCGAAAUUCAACGGUUUAGAGGCAUCGAUCAAGUUCCAACGAGAACUCCAAUUUCUUUUGCAAUAUACACAGAUUUUUACUACAAAUUUAAGAGGAAGCUGAGGCGGAAAGCAAGAUACAACCUAUACUUGGAAACAUAUCACCUUCACCUACAAUAUCGAACAUCAACACAAUAUCAGAAGAGACUUAUAACCGACAUAAGUUGGACUCCUUAGCAAAACUGAGUCCUUUUGAAAUUUGGUUAGCCAAUCGAGCUGUGUUGUCGUCGUUCACAAUACACGCUUGCGUCGAGAAAUAGAAAGACAAUAAGCGCACCGUCAAAAUUACCCUAUCGUUGAAAAUUAGCAAUUUGACCGCGUUUUACGGCCACCUACCCAACCAAGAAGACAAUAGAGGAUUGACUUUCUCCAAAAUGGAGACUAAAAUUUUGAAGAUGUACAAAACACCUCUGUUUCCAUCAUUCGAUUCCUCAAAUACUCCGGCAUACAACUAUACGGGUGCAUUCAAGUACAACCCAAGGUCACUCCUCAUGAAGAACCCACGUCAAAACAGGCUGUACGCACAGUACUUCGCUCAAUCAAAGAAUUAUAGAAGGAGAUCUGUGCGUAAUAGGAAAAUGUCAUCUCCCGCAAGAUCAGCAUCCUCUUCUACUUCGAGCUCGAAAUCAUCGGUUUCUCCACCACCAUCAACCAGAUCUUCUAUCUCUCAUCCCGCAGCAAAAUCCAAUUCUCGUUCAAAAGCGUCUGUUUCACCCCCGAGAAAGAUAUCUGCUUCUCCUCCACCAAUUAAAGCAGCUGAAACUACUGCUCACGUCAAGAAAGUUGACCCUCCGUCACCAGAGGCAUUUGCUUCUGUUCCUUGUUCAAUAACUUCUGUUUUUCCCCGGGAAAAUCCAUUUUCACCCUCAUUUUUGUCAAGGAACCCUGAAUAUAUAGCUACUUCAUCUGUUUCUUCUCUUCCAGUAAUGGGAUCUCAAAUCACACAUCUUUCAUUUGUUUCUUCCACCUCUUCAAAAUUACCACCAUCUCCAACCCCUUCAUCCGCUGUCUCGGCUAGCGCAAGGACCCCUCUACCUUCGUCUUCAUCGCCCGCUAUUAAUGAGAUACCACUGCCCUCGCCUCCAACAUCUGCAGUCUCAGCUCCCUCGGAGCCAGCCGUCUCCUUACUAAACAAACCACGUCCAGAUGAUAAGAAUGAGAUAACCACAAAACUUGAUCCUCUUAAGGAAGCACCUUCCGAGGCGAAGAAGAACCAUAUCACUAUCAAAAGUGUUGACCCAUUGAAGUCUUACUCUGUUGCUAAAGACGAAAAGAUUGUUGCCAAAAGUGGCGUCCCCAAGAGAUUACGGCCAGAUGAUGAGAAUGAAGGAACUGCUGCUCGGAGCGAAUCACUAAAGAAACGACGAAUUGCCAAAGCCUCAAAGGUCGCUACCGAGAAAGCUACUACUCCCAAGCCGGUUGCAAAGCUCUCGAAAGAAGAAUUGGAGAAGGCACGCAGUGACUCUUUAAGAAAGCGAAGAUACUUGGCCUCAAAAGUACGCAAUGACUCAUCACGCAUGCCAUCAAAUGCACAGAGGGGGUUGUCCAACGUUACUGGAUAUGCGUGCUACAGAAAUAGUCUGUUACAAGGACUUCUACAUCUUCCAAAAUUCUUCAAUUUCUUAAUUGACCAACAUCCUGUGGAAACUUGCGAGAUAUCCAAAAGAGAUUGUUUGGCCUGUUCUCUUAGCCUUCUCUCUUCAAAGUAUUGGGCCGUUGAUGUUCCUUCCAAGGAUAUCACGCCAAUUCUGAGAAAACUCGAGGUUCAGUGCAAGCGUCUUGGGUGGUAUCCUGGACCCUCUGGUCAAGGUGAUCCCCAUGAGCAAAUUACCUGGAUGUUGGAAAAGAUUGAGAAACAGAUCAAGGCGUCGAGCGUUGCCAGUAUGCAGUCGAUAAUGCAGCUUGUUCUGAGCAGCAGAAUCAAAUGCGAUCACUGUAACAACGUCUCUGUGGGUGACUUACAAGAUGAACUAGCCUUAUCCAUACCCCUCAAGCCGCGUAUCCGAAAUGGCUCUGUUUCCUCGUACUUACACAAGUACUUGGAUGAGACCAUUGAAGGUUACAAGUGCGAGAAGUGUAAGGUAACGGGGGACGUUCAUCGCGUACAGUCGAUCAGUCACGCACCAGAUAUCUUGUUCGUCCAGCUUAAACGGUUUGGUUAUGACGGAAGAAAGGAUAAGCUUGCUAUUCCGAUCGACCAUACCCUCGACCUCAGUCCUUAUCGCGACCCUAGUGGAAGCAAGGACUCCAUGGAGUACGAGCUUGUAGCAUCUGUUUCGCACUCUGGUAGCCUCGACUACGGACAUUACACCUGUGAUGCUCGUGGACCCGAUGGUCGCUGGAGUUGCUUUAACGAUGCACAUUACAAUGCUACGACUUUGGCAAAGGCUUUGGGGGGUAACCAACCGUAUAUGCUGCUCUACCAACGCAAACAGACUUAAUUGUCGAUCUGAGUUCGUAUGCUAGCCGCUUUGGAGCGCGCUAGAUCCCUCUAAGUUUGCGUUUGGAUAGAAAACAUCAGUUCUUGGUCAUUCUGCGAGUAGUCGCUUUGUUGGCCUGGGUGUCCCUGCCUCAAACCUUUCUUGAAAUGAUGAGAAAGAGUCGGCGAUGGGUUGUUGCGCUCUUCCAGAUCUAAAUAAUGGAGUUUAGCUCCCUAUUAUAAUUUGGAUGUAUGCUGCGCUGGAGUUAUUUUAUAGAUUAUGGUUGGAUUAUUUUGUGAUUCCUACUUUGUGGUUCCACGGAGUUUGGGGUUAUGUUGAGAGAAAGAGAUACCUCCUCGGCAGUUUAAGGUGGCGUUAAUAGCGCACGAUACCAACUUUAUUUCUAUCUACAUCACGAUUUAAUAGGAUGAAAAUGUUUGAACUUUA